This is a messenger RNA of Cuscuta epithymum, 1747 nucleotides long. The record is from the annotation of a GenBank genome assembly. NCBI's taxonomy places the organism in Eukaryota, Viridiplantae, Streptophyta, Magnoliopsida, Solanales, Convolvulaceae.
AAAAAGGUAUGAAUCUAAAUUCGUCCUGAAUCGCACAAGAUAUACUCCGUACCUUUCAUCUAAAAGGUGUCCAGAAGUCCAACACUCCAAAUAAGCCAUCCUCCACUUCGACGCCUCCUUCACCGUUUCAAUGACAACUUUUCUUUAAUUAAUCUGACCAGGUCGGAAGAAAAUCUGCCAUUCUCCUUAAACCCCCCCGGAAACGUUCUAGUGUUUCCAACGGGCAACGGAAUUACACCCGGUAAACCUGUCGGUCCUUUCACUCAUCGUCUUCAGGCUUCAGCAUUGCGACCUUACAGUUCAAUCGCUCAGCGUCUUCGAGCUUCAGGCUGCAGUUCAAUCGCUCCAGGAGCUCAGUAUUUAUCUAUUAUAUAUUCUGACUCUGUAUAGAAAAAUCUCACCUCCACCCUUACCCAGAAGCCUUCCAUUACCAGGGCAAAAAAAGGAAUGGCAGGUAAAAGUGAAGUGAUAGAACACAAGGCGUACGCAAGAGUUGGUUUUUUAGGAAACCCAAGCGAUGUGUAUUACGGGAAUACCAUCUCCUUCAGCCUUGGCAAUUUCUGGGCUUCUGUGCAACUCGAGCCUUCGCCGGAGUUGCUCAUCUCCCCUCAUCCCACUCACGAUCUCGUCCAGUUUGAUUCCCUCUACCACAUGGUGAACCGGUUGCAAAGUGAAGGUUAUUAUGGAGGAGUCCGAUUGUUGAUGGCAAUUUGUAAGGUGUUUUACAAUUAUUGCAAGGAUAAUAGCAUCAGUCUACAUAAAGAAAAUUUCAAGCUCUCGUACGAUACUAACAUUCCCCGGCAGACAGGUCUUUCAGGAUCUAGUGCUAUUGUGUGUGCUGCCCUAAGUUGCCUCCUUGACUUUUACAAUGUUAGACAUCUGGUUAAAGUUGAGGUCAGACCAAACCUCAUCCUCAAUGCAGAGAAAGAACUUGGUAUUGUAGCCGGUUUACAGGAUAGGGUAGCUCAGGUCUAUGGAGGUGUUGUUUAUAUGGAUUUUGGUAAAAAGCAUAUGGAUGAGUUAGGUCAUGGAGUGUAUACACCCAUGGAUAUCAAUCUUCUCCCUCCCCUGCAUCUAAUCUAUGCUGAGAAUCCCAGUGAUUCUGGAAAGGUGCACAGUUCAGUUCGCCGGAGGUGGUUAGAUGGGGAUAAGUUCAUAAUAUCUUCAAUGGAAGAGGUUGCAAAAAUAGCUGUGGAAGGAAGGAAAGCAUUGCUUGAAAAGGACUAUGCUAAGGUCGCAGAGCUCAUGAACAAAAACUUUGACCUAAGAAGGAAAAUGUUCGGGGACGAGUGUCUUGGUGAGUUGAACAUAGAGAUGGUCGAAGUCGUUCGAAGAGCGGGUGGGGCAUCAAAAUUUACAGGAAGUGGAGGUGCUGUAGUUGCAUUCUGUCCAGAUGGGCCAGCCCAAGUGAAGAAGCUCCAGGAGGAAUGCUUGAAAUCUGGUUUUAUCAUGCAACCCAUUAAAGUCAUGCCUUCAUUUCUUAAUGAUAUUGAUCUUCUGACUCUGCAGUCCAAAUAAGCUAUCUAUCCCAGAUUUCUUGAUUGUUUUUAUCUUUUCUCCAUAUAUUUUUUGGACUCUCAGAAUAAAUGGCUUGCACAUCAGAGCAAGCUGAACCGUUUGUGGUUCUCCAUGUGUACAUUUAGUUUGAAUGUUUUACAAAGCAUUAUUUAAGCAUCACUGAGAACACAAUAAAUAUUAAGUUGAGGUUCAUAUAUAUUGGUCAAGUUCAGGUGCAAACUGAAAAACA